AUGACUACAGUUUGACGUUUUAUUUGGAGCAAGCAAAACACAAAUUCAUUGUUGUUUUUAAAAAUCAUUCUCAUAACCUAUUCCACUACAGUAUAUAUUAUAGAAAUUAAAUAGCAAUUAUAACAAAUUACAAAAUGACCACUUUUGGUGAAAUAAACGAACCUUCAAGUCGAACUGCAUGGGAAGACUGGGAUGAAGUUUUGUUUACUGAAAAUUAUAUAGAGUUACGCUUGGAAAAAGAGAUAGAAGUACCCAAGCAAAUUGAUACUUUUAUCAUAUUAGAAGGAAAGUACUUAUUUGACUGUGUUAGAGCUCAUCAUGAACUCGAACUCGUUAACGCGAGUCCAGAAGUAAAUUUACGGUUAUUCAAGACUAAGAAACUGAAUAACUAUGUUUGUAUGAUAAGGGAUUACAACUUAAUUCUGAGCAGCGAAAUUGUGGAGAUGUUAAAAAAAUACAUUAAUGUUAGCACUGACGUUGUAGGCGUAUUGACAAAACCACUUGUGGAGUACCAAGUAUCAGAACUGGUCACAAAUGACUAUGUAAUCAGAUGUCUAUCAGCAAGUCAGCCAACAAGCGAUCUGGAUAAAACCUUCCCUCAUUUAGAGCAACCUAAUAUUAUAUCUGGUGUAUCUGCAGGAGCCCUGUGCUGGAGAGAAGUCAAUGAUAAGCCUGCUAUGGUGAUUGUAUGCUACAUUGAACAUCCUGAAGAGGUACAAAUACAAGAAUUGAAUAACUUGUUAGAAAAAUUCAAAGUUAUUCCUCAUGUGGAAAAAACACAUCGAGACAAUUUGUUGAACUCUAAUUUAUAUAUUUAAACAAAUAUAUACGUUGUAUACUAAAUAAAUUGUUAAUAAAAUGUAAAAAAUUACUUUUA
Spodoptera litura is the source of this 877-nucleotide messenger RNA. RefSeq names its product Proteasome assembly chaperone 1 (gene PSMG1). Lineage: Eukaryota; Metazoa; Arthropoda; Insecta; Lepidoptera; Noctuidae. Gene Ontology annotation, cellular component: endoplasmic reticulum. The record is from RefSeq and is a predicted model, not a curated record. Gene Ontology annotation, biological process: proteasome core complex assembly. Gene Ontology annotation, molecular function: proteasome binding.